AUGGCGUCUCUACCCUUCGUGGGAACUUUAGAUUCAGAUGACGAUGUUGACCAGUUGGAUAACGAAAGCGAUAGCGAAGAAGAAGCAGAAGAGAUUGUUAGGAGCAGCAGAACUAAGAAGAAAGGAAGUUCGUCUUUUGAUAAUGAUUUCCAGUUCAUUUCCGGAGAGGGGUUUGAAGAUGGCAAUGAAGAUCCGUGGAAUCUGGAUGCAGCCAUUAGAUUUGCAAAACACAAACAAGAAUCGAAUAAUAACUCAUCAAGCCUUCAAGACAAAAUAGUGAAGAGAAGAGAGUUAAAGAAGCAGAGGAAAUCAGAGAAGGAGAACUUACUUAGUCAAACUAUAGUUGGGGAAGAAGAUGACAUCAAAAAUCAGAGUAAAGGGAAACAAGAAAAGGAGAUGGAAGGGAAUGGUGUGAAUAACAUAGACAAUUCCAUACAAAAUUCAGAUGAUGAAGACAGCACUUCAGAAGAUGAAGAAACUAUUGAUAAGGUUACUGAGAAGAAAAAUAAGUUUUUUGAAGAACCUCCACCUCAGCUGAAACAUCAAAAUUUUGCAACAAUGAAUUUGUCAAGACCUUUAUUGAAGGCUAUAAAUGAGUUGGGAUUCAAUCACCCCACACCUAUACAGGCAUCAACUGUUCCAGUGGCCCUGAUGGGUAAAGACAUCUGUGCGUGUGCAGCUACAGGAACAGGUAAGACAGCAGCCUACAUGCUUCCAAUACUGGAGAGACUGAUUUACAGACCACAACAGUCUGCCGUGACAAGAGUGCUCAUUUUAACUCCCACCAGAGAACUUGCCAUUCAGGUGCACUCUGUGACCAAAACCUUGUCCAAACACACAAACAUCCAGGUCUGCCUGGCCACAGGUGGUUUGGAUAGUAAGGUUCAAGAAGCAGCAUUGAGGAAAGGACCUGACAUUGUGAUUGCUACACCUGGGAGGCUUGUGGAUCAUCUGCAUAACACUCCUUCUUUCAGUCUACAAACUUUGGAGAUUAUUGUCCUGGAUGAAGCUGACAGGAUGCUUGAUGAGAACUUUAAAGAUCAGAUGGAAGAAAUUGUCAAACUUAGUCCACGAGGAAGGCAAACAAUGUUGUUCUCGGCUACAAUGACAGACGAGGUGGAGGAACUUGCAACUCUUUCACUGAAUCAACCAGUGAGACUGUUUGUGGACAAUAACACAGACGUGGCCCACAACUUGAGACAAGAGUUUGUAAGGAUCAGGAACAACAGGGAGGAAGACCGUUUAGCUAUCGUGACAGCGCUUUGCAGUCGAACUUUCCAAGAACACUGCCUGGUAUUCUUACAAACGAAAAACUUGGCUCACAGACUACGUAUCGUCUUAGGGCUCCUCGGGUUGAAUGUUGAAGAACUUCAUGGGAACUUGACUCAGCUUCAG
This is a messenger RNA of Pocillopora verrucosa, 1395 nucleotides long. NCBI's taxonomy places the organism in Eukaryota, Metazoa, Cnidaria, Anthozoa, Scleractinia, Pocilloporidae. The record is from RefSeq and is a predicted model, not a curated record.